UUUAGCAUUUCAAAACAAGCACACCUAGUUUUCAAUCAGAGUAAUUGGACAGGUCGCUGCGCGCGGGCGGGUUUAACCAAACUCCAGAGGCGAGUUAGUCACCGUCAACAAGAAGAUGGUAAAGUUUUACUAAUUAUCGGUUAAAAACGUACGAUAGACGAUUUUUUAAAAGCUAUACGCCCAGUUUGUCGUUAUAUCUGUAUUCGGGCAGGAGUUUUAGCAAUGACCGCCAUCACUCAAAAGCGAGCUUUGGCGCAUGUUUUUGCGGAGGACUCUGAUGAUGAGCGAACAUUUUACGGCUUUUCUGACAGUGAAAUCAGCGACCACCGAGAUAAGAGUCCAAUGUUGGAAGAUGAAUCCCAGCUUGACCUUUCCCCCAAGAAUCAAAAAGCCAAGUCUAAACCCUCUUCUGGUGCCCAAACCUUCAGGCUGAGGGUGGCUCUCCGCUCCGCUUCCUCUACCCAGAAGUCCACUGAUGAUGAUGAUGAAGAAGAGGAGAAGGAAGCAGAGGAGGAAGCUAAGAGAACAAAAAAGAGAGGGGUGAAGAGGGCAGGAAAUACCAGCCAGGCGAAGAAGAGAAGACAUGUUAAAUUUGAAGAUGAAGAGACACCAGUGGGUCAGCCGUCUCCUUCUAAAAAGAAAGGAUCCGAUUCAGGAGAUGAUGUAUCUGAUUCUUUCCUGGCCAAGAGAGAACAGAACAUCAAGGCCAACAAAGCAAUGUUGGCUCAGCUGAUGGCGGACCUGCACAAGAUGCCAGGAGGAGUGGGGAUUCUGAAAAAACAAGCAGACAAACAGAAGAAAAAAGAGAAAAGUUCUCGUCCACCACGCUCUGGUGCAGCUGGAGGAGAGUCCAGGAGGAACCCAGAGCGUGCGUCACGCAGGCUGACACGCUCUAUGGGGGGAGUCGAGGAGCUUUCAACCCCGAAGGAGGAAGAGCUGGAGUACAACCUGGAGGAGGAGCUGCUGGAGGUACGUCGAGCCCCGCGCCGUUAUACCCCGCGGCCUUCUAAGUGCAAACCUCAUUUAAUCCGUCCUGUGGAGGACAUCACAGAGGACGAGAUCCAGCUGGUGGCAGACAACAUGACAGAGAAAGUCUACAACAGCGAAACUGGCUCCACUUGUCAUCAGUGCCGUCAGAAAACUGUUGACACCAAGACUUGCUGCCGCAGCGAGGAGUGUCGUGGGAUUCAGGGUCAGUUCUGCGGGCCGUGUCUCAGGAACAGAUACGGAGAGGAUGUCAGGAAGGCGCUGGUUGAUCCGGAGUGGAGGUGUCCUCCCUGUCGUGGCAUUUGCAACUGCAGCUUCUGCCGCCAGCGUGACGGCCGCUGUCCGACCGGCAUCCUGUUCCCCCUGGCUCAGUACCACGGCUUCACCGACGUCCACUCUUACCUCAGCAGCCUCCGUAACAAACUGAAAAAUGAGGACGAUGUAGAGAUGUGAUUUCAACACUAGGUGGAGCAACUGUUCAAGCUGUUCUAUUCUUUCCUUUAAUCCAAGUUUUUAUUCUAGGUUUUAAUCAUAGUUGAAUACACAAUCUGUGAUUUUAACUGUAUAAAGUAUAAUGUGACCAGUUUGUUGUUGUGGUUUUAAAUGGAUUGAAUUUUCGAUCAGAUUGCUGUUUUUUCCAUUUUAAAUGAAUAAACUUAUUUUUGUUCAGCU
This is a messenger RNA of Centropristis striata (black sea bass), 1659 nucleotides long. Its product is annotated as cell division cycle-associated protein 7-like. Gene Ontology annotation, biological process: regulation of DNA-templated transcription. The record is from RefSeq and is a predicted model, not a curated record. The transcript has 8 exons. Lineage: Eukaryota; Metazoa; Chordata; Actinopteri; Perciformes; Serranidae. The coding region runs from base 223 to 1440 and encodes 405 amino acids. Gene Ontology annotation, cellular component: nucleus.